AGUUCACGUUUGGAGGAAUAUUGGGACUUUCUAUGCAGCUUACGCUUGUGCGCGGAGUGCAAAGAGCACGGGAAGGCGUGCGCGUAUCAAUACCUUUCAAAUUCAUUCCUUCCCCACUUUAUUCCAACCGUCCAUUUCGUUAAGAUCAACGGACCAAAUCCAUCCCCAAGAAAAACCCCAGAAUCACGCACGAUCUUGAUCUUUCCCUCUCUCCCUUCGUUUCCCAUGCUCGUUCAAAAGAUCUGUUGAGCUUCCUGUGCUGUGUCCAUAAUCCAAUUCCAUUAAUUUUCCAGCAAGAUUCUCGCAUUUUCCAGGAAAAUUGCAACUCAAAAACCCAGUCUUUCCAGCAAAAGGGUGUUGAAGAAAUCCACUAGGGCAUGCUUGGAUAGUGAAGUUUCAAGCUUCCAGUAGAAUGCCGGUGUCAACUAGGUCUCAGAUCGGCUCCGGCCCGGAAGAGAAUGAGCCGCCGAGAAAUCCACCGAGAAAUCCACACCAUGGGUUGAAAGAGAAGAUGAAGGCGCUGAAUCUGUUCUACGAGCAGCAAAAACUCGCCUCCGCGGCUUUGAAAAACGCGGCUCUAAGGCCCGAAGAGCCCCGGUUUUCGACUCAUCCGAGUGUUGAGCUGUUCAGCUCUGGCCGGAGAGAAGAGAAGAAGGAGCAGAAAGAACCCAAACAGUGCCUUCCAAUGAAAGAGAACGCAAUGCACAAUACAACGGUCACCAGGACCUACGUGUUGCCGCAGCCGCCGGCGUUGGAGGACGGGAAAGAGAACGUUGCGGUGGUCGGCGGCGGCGACAGGAUUGUCGGGUUUUCGUGCCCGAGAAAGGCGGCGGUUUCAACCACUGUGGCGAGGAAACUGUCUAUGGGGGCCAAGAAUGGGCAAGAAACGGAGGCUGUUCCGGAGAAAGAGAGCAGUGGGGUCGGAAGUAGGAUUCUGGUAUUCGUGAGGCUUAGGCCUAUGAACAAGAAAGAGAAGGAAGCUGGAUCCCGGUGCUGCGUCCGGAUUGUCAACCGGAGAGACGUUUACCUGACGGAAUUCUCCACCGAGACCGACUAUCUACGGCUGAAGAGGCUCCGGGGACGCCACUUCACCUUUGAUGCCUCCUUCCCUGACUCCACCUCCCAACAGGAGGUCUAUUCUACAACAACCGCGGAGCUGGUGGAAGCUGUUUUACAGGGAAGGAACGGGUCAGUUUUCUGCUAUGGUGCCACAGGAGCCGGGAAAACGUACACCAUGUUGGGUACUGUGGAGAAUCCAGGGGUGAUGGUUUUGGCAAUCAAAGAUCUUUUCAAUAAAAUUCGGCAGAGGAGCUUCGAUGGGAACCAUGUGGUUCAUCUAUCUUAUCUCGAGGUCUAUAAUGAAACUGUUAGAGAUUUGCUUUCUCCAGGAAGGCCCCUAGUCCUUAGAGAAGAUAAACAGGGGAUCGUGGCAGCAGGGCUUACUCAGUAUCGUGCUUAUUCCACAGACGAAGUUAUGGCAUUGCUUCAACAAGGUAACCAAAAUCGAACCACCGAACCUACUCGUGUGAAUGAAACUUCAUCACGUUCCCAUGCUAUUCUGCAGGUUACAGUUGAAUAUCGAGCUAAAGAUGCCUGCAAUAACGUUGUCAACCGAGUAGGGAAGCUGUCACUUAUUGACCUUGCAGGUUCUGAGAGAGCUCUUGCUACUGAUCAGAGAACACUUAGAUCACUUGAGGGUGCCAACAUAAAUAGGUCACUCCUGGCACUAAGCAGCUGUAUCAAUGCCCUCGUCGAGGGCAAGAAACAUAUCCCAUAUCGCAAUUCUAAGCUCACCCAACUUCUCAAGGACUCUCUAGGGGGAGCUUGUAACACUGUAAUGAUAGCCAACAUCAGCCCAAGUAAUCUCUCAUUUGGUGAAACCCAAAACACCCUUCAUUGGGCUGAUCGAGCCAAAGAAAUUCGGACAAAGGCAUCGGAUGCAAAUGAGGAAAUAUUAGAAGCACCUGAAUCUGAAGCAGAUCAGGCUAAGCUAUUACUCGAAUUGCAGAAAGAGAACCGCGAAUUGAGAGCACAAUUGGCACGCCAACAACAAAAGCUCUUAACUCUCCAGACACAAUCCUUGGCGACAAACGCGUCACCAACUCCUUCUUCUGUCAGCUCUCUUUUAUCUCCUCCCCCCUCUGUCCAACCAAACGAAAAGAGAAGGCUCAGAUCCACUUUCUUGCCUGGAAGUUGCUUCACACCAGAUUCAAAGAAGGGGGCAGAUGAGACAGUUAAGGAGCUUCGGAGGACAGUGAAGGCUUUGGAGGCUGAAAUUGGGAGAAUGAGGAAGGAUCAUGCACUGCAGAUAAAGCAGAAGGACGGCAUGAUCCAUGAGCUUUCACGGAAGGGUGGGAAACAACCGGGAGGGGAGGGGACGAAGAGAGUUGUCACGAGGACAAGUUUAAGGCCAAAGCAGCAAAAUGAGGGAGAGUUGAAGAGUCCAUGCCAUCGGUUUCUGUCUCCAGCACCAACGGCUAAGAAACGCAGUUUCUGGGACAUAACUACAGCUAAUAGUCCAUCAGUUGUCACGUUGAAUGGAAGAAAAACUAGAAGUCAUGUCCAUAAUGAUCCUACAGCAGCUCCCUCCAUGCUUCUUCAGCCAGGUUUCGCUCGUCAGAAGCCCUGAACUUCGAAACGGGGAAGGGGGAAGGAGGAUGAGCCAGUAGUGAAGAGAUCAAGCCUGUAAUGACCAAAAGAAGGCAAGAAAAUGACGCCACUUUAUAGGACUAUGGUUUCUUGCUGCUUGAGCCGGUUUGACGCAUAAGACAGAUUACUGCUUGGCUUGUGGUUUUCAUACUUUUUUAUGUUGAUUUCUUCAUCUAAGCUCACCAUUGUGUAACCAGACCUGCCUGACUUUCUAACAAAUGCCUUGUUCAUGGCUAUUGGAGGGCACAAUUUGUUCAAAAUUAUAUUAUCUCAUUUGUUUCUUCUCUUAGCUCCAGAAACAUUUAAUAUUUCAGGAAAUGAUUCAUGUAUCUGUAUAGUUAUUAGCAGCUCAAGUUCUUCGUGUUGAUUUGUGUGAU
Molecule: messenger RNA, 3026 nt
Organism: Diospyros lotus (date-plum)
Lineage: Eukaryota; Viridiplantae; Streptophyta; Magnoliopsida; Ericales; Ebenaceae
Product: kinesin-like protein KIN-8A
Exons: 7
Coding region: 413-2629 (738 amino acids)
Biological process (GO): microtubule-based movement
Molecular function (GO): microtubule binding; microtubule motor activity; ATP binding
Source: RefSeq, a predicted model, not a curated record